UGCGCAGCCGUCAAGUCACUUGAUUCAGAAGCUUGAUUCAGUCAUGAUAGUUGAUGGGAUGAACAAUUCAUUUAAAACAACUUGAUUCAGUAUCGAAGUUUAUAAGUAAAGCAGCAGUAUUAAAGGAAUGAUGUAGACCUAUGCCUGUACACAUAGAACAGAUAUUUAACUUGAAGGAUCGGCACAUCACGAUGGGAACGCUCAAAACACAGAUGUUAUGGGAGAGUAUACGGAGAGGAGAUCUGUCUGCCUCUGUUACACUCCUGGAAAAUGGCAACAUUAACUUGGAGGAGAGAGAUGAGAAUGGACAGACCUUUUUAAUGUUAGCCUGUGAACUAGGGGAAAUAAAUAUAGUCCGUGAGUUACUUGAUGCUGAUGUAGAUCCAAAUGCUGUAGACAGUGAGAAAUGGUGUGCCCUCCUGUGUGCUGCCAAAGAAGGUCACCUAGAAGUAGUGAUAGAAUUACUAGAGAGGGGAGCGGACAUUGAACAUCGAGACAUGAGUGGCUGGACUCCACUGAUGUGGGCCUGUUAUAAGGGGAAGAACCUUGUUGUACAGGAACUUAUUGAAAGGGGAGCUAACUUCAAUGUAAAGGCAGAGUUUGGUAUGUCAUGUUUAGCUUGGGCUGCUGGUAGAGGGCAUAAUGAAGUUGCCAAGUACCUGGUACAGAAAGGGGCAAAGGUCAAUGCUGCUGAUAAGUAUGGUACGACACCACUGAUUUGGGCCUGUAGGAGAGGGAACCUAGAGAUUGUAGGAAGUCUGUUAGCGUCCGGGGCCAGUGUUGAUGUUGUCGGAAUGAACUCUUGGACAGCGUUACUUGUAGCUACGAAAGGUGGAUUUACAGAAAUAGUGCAAAGUCUGUUAGAACAUGAUCCUAAUGUUAAUGCUCUCGACAAGGAUGGUUUCACUCCCCUAUGUAUUGCUGCCAAAGAAGGUUUUGCUGACAUAGCCCAUGAAUUGUUGUCUAAAGGAGCAUAUGUUAACAUAGCUGAUAAGGCUUCAGAUACUAUACUGAUCCAUGCAGUGAAAGGUGGACAUCUAGAACUGGUCAGAGCUCUGAUUAAUAAAUAUGCUGAUGUUGAUGUAGAGGGCGCUGAUGGUAAAACAGCAUUAUACUGGGCAGUAGAGAAAGGACAUACAGCUAUUGUGUAUUUACUGUUGGAUUGUGAUCCUGAUCUAGAAAUUUGUACAAAGGAUGGUGAUACAGCGUUAUUGAGAGCUGUUAGGUCUAGGAAUGAAGACGUACUCAGAAUGUUACUCGAUAAAAAGGCCAAAAUUUCUGUUGUUGACAAAAAAGGAGAUACUGCAUUACAUAUAGCUAUCAGAGGGAGGAGUAAAAAGAUCACAGAACUACUACUUAGAAAUCCUAGGAAUAGUCGACUGUUAUACAGACCUAAUAAAGCGGGAGAGACGCCAUAUCAAAUAGAUGCUUACCAUCAAAAGGGAAUUCUGUCACAAAUCUAUGGACAUCGAAAUUUGAAUGCAGCUGAUGGGGAAAAUCUCCUUGGUUACGAUAUAUACAGCAGUGCAUUGGCUGAUAUUCUCAGUGACCCCUCCCUCAACACGCCAAUCACAGUAGGAUUAUAUGCCAAAUGGGGGAGUGGCAAAUCUUUUCUGUUAGGAAAACUUCAGAAGGAGAUGAAAUCUUUUACUAGAGCCAGUGAAGAUGAACAUUUUACAUUUUGCUGGCCUUUAUUCUUUUUCUUGUUACUGAUUAACAAUGUUAUAGGUCUGACUUUAGCGUUAGCUGUUCAAUGGCAGAUUGGUCUGGGAGUAGGUCUUGGCCUGUUUGCUCUGGAAUAUGGAUUUUUAGCUGCCAUCUUUGUACUGGUGCGGAAAAACAACUUUAGAAUAUUAAACAAUAUCAGCCUAGUGCUGGGAAAAGAAUUGAGAUCAUUGACAUUACUCAUCAAGGUGUUGUUCUGUAAUCCAAAGCCAUCCUCUGCCAAGAAAGUAGAUGUACCAACUGUUAAGUUUUUAUUUAGCGAGAGUACAAGAUUAACAAGUGUUGGUGGUGAAAAAGCCUUGGCAUCAAUGAUUGGGACACUCGGGGAUAGUUUAGAACAGGAAUAUGGUACCCUCGUAGCACGUCUGUUCAGGGUGUUUAAAAAGGAAGCAGACACUACAAAUACCUAUACUGGAAGAUUCAAGACGUUUUGCUGUGUACCAUAUUUUGUUUAUUUGUAUAUAGUUCUGAUAUGUUUAGAAGUGGGCGUGGCCAUGUUAGUUACUUUUGCCAAAGACGAUGAUGUGUAUUUUGAUCCAAUUAAAAAUGUGACAACCACAGACUUCGGAGUAAAAAUCAGUAGUAAUAUACCAGUGUUUGUGACGUUGAUUGUAUUUUCUGUGAUAAUAGGUGGUGCUUUCUUCCUCAAUAUAUUUACGUGGGGGCAGGCAUUCAUAGCGGUCGUUUGGUCACAGAAGAGACGUGUGAUGAAUGCCGGGUCACAACUAGACAAGAUCAAGUUAGAUGGAUUGAUGCACAAAUUGAAACUUGAAGUUGACAUCAUGGCUAAAAUGGUGACAAGCAUGGAUGGAUUUACCGAAAAUCAGACCAGACUGGUAGUUGUUGUCGAUGGUUUAGAUAGCUGUGAACAAGAUAAAGUGUUACAAGUUUUAGAUACGAUUAAAACUUUAUUUUCUGACGAAGACUCUCCAUUUAUCACAAUUUUAGCCGUAGAUCCUCAAAUAAUUAUAAAAGGAAUUGAGAGCAAUAUAAAGACGUCAUUUGUAGAUACGAAUGUAAAUGGGUUUGAUUAUUUACGGAAUGUUGUACAUCUUCCAUUCUACUUACAAAGCCAGGGAAUGGCUAUACCUAAACAGACCAUGACGAAAGGCUUCUCACAGUAUGAUGUUUCAGAAACCAGGCCAAAGUCAGUCCAGCAUCAGGAGUCGACUGUUUCUACAACUGUGUAUGAGAUGAGAAAGAAGAGCCGGAGGAAGCAAGGUCGGUCUGACAGUCUGUCAAUAGCAGGAACAUCAAACUUUGAUAUCACAGGAAAUCUCUUCAGCAAGAAUGACUACUUUAGUGAUGUUAACCCACGUAGUAUGAGGAGACUGCUAAAUAUCGUUGCAGUUACAGGUCGUUUGUUGAGAGCAUACAACAUAGAUUUUAGUUGGUACCGUCUGGCAUCAUGGAUCAACAUAAUAGAACAAUGGCCGUACAGGACAUCAUGGAUUAUAUUGUAUUAUGAAGAGAAAGAGAUGAUGGACAACAAUUGUACAUUGUUUUCUAUUUAUCAAAAAAUCGCAGAUAAAUUACCAAUUUCAAAAGAAGUAGAGCCUCUGCUUGAGAUAGAUAGAAAUCCAAGAAAAUUAGAAGCUUUCUUAUCCAGUAAAUCGUCUUCAUCCAAAAGUCACAUGUUGACAAUUGCUGAUCUAAAGAAAUUCUUGCCAUGUACGAUCAACCUGGAUCCAUACCUUAGGAAACUUAUUAGAGAAUUACAGAAGAGCACUGAUAUCUUCAGAUCAGAGUUCCCCAUGUUUCCUCCUACGCCUGGCAUGUCUACAUCAGUUCUAGGAGUGCCACCAUCCAUCGCUACAGGAAUGAUUCAAGAUCAGUAUGCUACACCCAGACGUUUGAGUUCUAUCAGAAAUCAAAGUGCCUCAAAUCUGUUGCAGACAGAUCGGCAGAUGCCACCUGCGAUGCCACAGUAUGGAAAUAUGCCAUAUUACCCACCACAUUUUUAUGGCAUGCCACCCUAUAUGCCACAGUUAUCAUCUAAUGCAAAACUGAUACCAGAAUCAACAGCAAAGCAAGCCACUCCUGAUACUUUUAUAAAGGGUUACAACAAUGAAAGAUUGAGUUUGAUGUCUGUACAAGAUGUUUGUAGUCUGUUAUCCAAACUUGAUGGUAUCAACAAAACAUUCCUACUGAAAUAUCAGGACUGUGUGAUGGAAAACAACAUCAAUGGGCGUGUCCUUGUCAACUGUGACCUUAGUGAACUUGGACAAGUCUUAGAUAUGAAGUUUGGUGAUUGGCAGUUAUUUAAAGCAGCAGUUAAAUCACUUAUUGAAAGAGAGAAUAAUCUCACUGCUAGAAAAAUGGAUCCUGUGAGAGAAGACUUGGGUAUGAAUAUGAAUUCACAGAAUAGUUUUGGAUCUGGUUCAACCGUUGGUUCGAGUGUUUCUAACGGAACAAUUAACAAAUCAGAAAAGUCACAAAAAGUGUUCAGGUCAUCUAAUGCUGAAGGUUCAGGAUCUGUGAAAUAUAAGCUCCCAAAAAAUGACAAUGCAGAUGACUUUGAGACCAUUACGGAACAUGAAGAGCUUGUUGCCCUUAAUAGGAGGAGUAAAAUGCCUCGUAACGAUAGCGUUAUACAGCAGAUGAGUUACGAGUCCAGUCUCCUUCACGAUGCCAUUCACAGCUUCUCUCAAAUGGACGAAGAAGACGAGGAAGAGUCAGACAGUGAUUUAGAUGAAAUUGAUGCGGACGCAACUCCAUCGGGAAGUCUUUCAAGCGUUUUAGAAAGUGGAUCUGAAGUAAAGAAGAAGAAAACACUUCCCGUUCAGUUCUCUUUGUCAUCAGAACACAACAGGGACGUUUCACUUGAUUCGGCAAGAAUUUCUAUAACAGGAAGAGACACUGAACCGUUGCUAGGGGCAACGGCCUAUCCUCAGGUCGAAUCGGACAGCAAUUUAUACAGAGAAAGUCAUCAUGAAAGUUUAGAUGAAAUUAGACAGAUGCUAUCUCAGGAUUUAGGAAGGCAGAGCUCACCAAAUUUAUCAAGAGCUAAAUUAAAGUCUGCGCUGACUGUAGUCAGGAAUGAAGACGUGUCAAAGUCGACAGAUUCUGGCGGUUUCACUCCUGGUCUUGGUUCAGGAAAUCUUUCCCCUCAAUUUUCAGUAGGAUCUGGGUUAAACAACGAUGAAGUUGAACUUGUCAAUGAAGUAGGCCAUCAUCACAAGUUGACAAAGGAAAGAUCUAUUGAAGAUAGUAUACAUGACUUCGUCAUAGAUUCAGCACAGAAUAGGUUAGGUCAGAGGUCAUCUCCUGGAAGUGUGGAUGAUAUACAAAUGAUUAUGUUAGACAAUAGUAAAGACAAGGGACCAGAAGCUUUUGUAUAAUACACGGAAUCAGCCUGCCAAAAUUUGAUAGUACAAAUGAAAAUGUUUAAAUUCUUCAAACAUGUCAUCAACAUUACUGUGGAUUCAUUUAUUUUCUUCCAAUUUUUGUGGAUUGAGAAAAAAUUGUAUGUUCGUGGAUAUUGCCAAACUUGCAUAUAAGUCUGUAGAAGAUUUGUAAUUUGUUGAAUGUUUAAAUUUGUGGUUUACCUAAACCCACGAAAUUCAUGAAAAUUGGAUGUAAGUUAUCGUCAAUUCAGCCUCACAUGAAAUUUGUAUCUAGCCUGUGUGAAGAACAUUAGAAUGUCAUGAAUACAGAUGCUGUAGUCAGUUAUGUUCGAGAUAAUCAUGAUUAUGAUUAAAUUGAUUGUUAUUAUUUAUUCCAGAAUUUUUUUGUGUAAAUGUUGUGAAGACUUUCCUUUUUUUUUUUUUUUUUUAAAGAUAAGUUUUGAUAUGACGUUAUUUCAGGUUGAGUUAUUUCCCUUGGCUAUCAUUUUGAAGGGGUAAAUGAUUGAGUUUCUUAUUUGACAAAGGUCUAGCGGUCAGUAUAACAAGUUGAAUUUGGCUGAUUUAUGGAAGGACUUUGUGCACUUACAUACCUGCCAACUUUUCAAAAUUUCAGUAGAGGAUUUAGAGCACAAGAGGACCUUAGGCCCCUCUAAUAUUGUUUGAAUGAGUACAUAUGUGCUUAAAUACCCUUAUAAUUCAUUUGAAUACCUGUUUUGAGGUGUUCUGUUUAUAUAAUAAAGGAUUUCAGAAUUCAGGUAAACACCUCUCAUUGGGGAUAUAUCCCAAUAAAUCUGUAUAGUUGGCAGGUCUGCACUUAGACAGGUCUCCAAUGAUAACAAAAGGGAAGUAACUCAAAACCUAAAUCUAUAAAGAACAUUCCCUCUAUAAAGUUUGUUUUUGCCAAAUGAUAUUUCUAAAGUAUGUCAUAAGAAAUCAUAUGUUUGUAAAAUUUACCCUACAUUUAUUUCUUUGAUUUAGAGUGUCUCUGGUUUAGGGCAGCAUUCUAGUGUAAGAGACUUAAAGACUAAAUCAUUAUUACAAUGAUAAAAACCUCGUUCAAAAUACUAAACUACCAAUACUGGUAAUUUGUUUUCAUAAAAUAGCACCAGCAAUUCAUAAUAGUUUUUGUUAUAUUUGAAUUCUAUUGAAUAUACUGUGGAUUCAUUAUUAUUCGUGGGAUACCAAUUUUCGUGGGUUUUAUGGGUACAGUUAAAUCAUGAAUUUAAAUGUUCAACGAUUUACAAAUUUUCUAUUGGUUUGCAUGCAGACUAAGGCAAAACCACGAAAUUCAAUAUCCAUGAAAAUGCAAGAUUUCCUCAAUCCACGAAAAUUGAUACCCACGAAAAUAAACGAAUCCACAGUAUACUAUUUCUAUUAUUAGUGAACAUAUUUUGUUGUUUUUUUUUCGUAGAAACCUCAGGAUUUCAUCAUUAAUUUUGUUGAUACGUACAACAUUUGUAUCUGUAACAUUACUCGGCUGCAUUCACUUGGUAAUUUAAACAGCUGUAACAUAAUUUGUAACAUAAUUUAUAAAUGUGCCAUUCUAUUUAUAGUUAUCCCUGAAUUUAGUACCUAAAGGCUUCAAUUUCACACAAGAGACUUGUUACAUGUGUGACAAAGGAAUUAAUAUUUAUACUAACAUGACUAUACAUGUGGGGUAGAUUGUGACAAAGGAAUUAAUAUUUAUACUAAACAGCUGGGGUAGAUUGUGACAUUUUCAUCGUCCAUGGUGGAAGGUGACGACAAGGUGAACAAAUCUUUAAUGUGGUAAUUAUGCCACCUUUUGGAGUAGGCAUGCUAUUUCAUUUCCUUAUAUGUCCCGCACUCUAACUUAAGUUUUACUCAUCCAAAUUUUCUGAAACUCAUACACAAUGCUAAGAACAGUUUGAAUUUGGGUAGUGAGUCACUUAGAAUUGGUUCUAGAAUUAUACCCCUUUAUAACUUGGAAAAUUGCAAUUUUUUUGUUUAUGCACUCUAACUUACCAGUAAGUUUGUCUCGUUCAAGUUUUAUGAAACUCAUACACAAUGCUAAGAACUACAACACGCAGACAAAGUUUGAAUUUGGGUUGUGAUUCAUUUUCAAUUUAGAGUUAUGCCCCUUUUUAUCUCGGAAAAUUGCAAAGCUUGAACGGGGGCAUUCGUGUUCUCAGACACAUUCUGCUUUUAUAGUGAAAGCACACAUUCAUUAUGAUGAAAGAAUGAAAACGUUAACCUAUUGUUUUCAAUCUUAAUUUUAAAUCUAAACUUUAUUUAAAGUGGCUCUCCAUUGUUGGACGGUAGAAAUGACACAUUCACCUUUGUUGUAGUGUAAUAUAAAAUAGAUCAAUGUAAAGUCAAUCAUGAAAAAUGAAAUACUUAAAAUACCAGUUUUAGAACUGUAGAAUAAUAAUAAACCAUGAGUAUGCAAUAUUUACUUGUGGAAUGUUUUUCAUUCAAAAUGAAUUGCAUAAUACAUUUUAAUAUCUUUUUAAUUAAGUCUUAACUGAUUUUUUUAUGUGUAUAAUAUUGUUUUGUAUGUUUUCGUAUAUGAAUAUUUGUUGUUGUUGAUCUUUUUUGAGUUUUUUUUAAUAUUUUUUUUGUGGGAAAAAAAUGAAAUAUUCAGACUUUUUUUUUUAAAGUUCAUUCUAUUUGAUAUUCUUUAAAUUAGGGAAUUAACCGAACAAACUGAACAAACUGGUUUACUAUUGAUGCAGUACUGAUUGAGAGAACAGGUUCUUAUAUAUUACAGAUUUUUAAAAUCACUUACAAAUGUUUAGGAAAGUGUUAGCCCUGAUAGCAUGAAUAAGCUAUAAUUAGAAUCACUAAACCCAGACCUUGUUAAUAAUGAUAUUUUGUUAAUAAUUAUAUUUUUGCUUAAUAAUAAUACUGUUAAUUCAGAAAUUAUUGGGUGCAUUUAUUAUUGCAAUUUAUGAAGAAUGGACAAGAAUGGGAAAUUGAUUAUUUUUGCGAUUUCAGGAAAACCUGCAUGCAGAUAUAUGUAUCAGAUAUCAGAAUGCAAAUUCUUAUUAUUGAAAAUUUACAAAGUCUUAUUAUUCGCAUUAGUAAAAACCUGGCAAUAAUUUCUGAAUCUACAGGACACAAAAAGGACAACUUGAAUUACCGAAAUAGGGUCAACAAAACAGAUCACACCAACACCCAACUCAGGAUAAAAAGAUUGGAUGUAACACGUCUUCUGAUUGGCUGAAAUUUUUUUUUGUCAAGCAGCUCAUAGACUGAAUUUGUCAUGUGACUGUGUCAUCAUCAACGUUUUUUUCAUGAUUUACUCCUUAAAAAUGGAAUUUAGAAUUAAAUUAUAAGGAAUUACUGUAAUAUUUUGAACUCCAACGUUAACUCUAAUUGCCUGUCAAAUUUUUUUUUUUUGGCCUAACAGGAUUAAUACCACCAUUGAUUUUCCCCUAAUAGUCUUUAUUGAAUUGCCAUUUUUCAAAAAAUUGUACAGAAUUUAUCUUUAUUUCAAAUAAAAAAAUAGUUGAGUAAAACUAAAGUUUUAUCCAUUCCAAUACUACAGUAAAACAUUUCAUUGCAUAUAAGAAAAUAACCAUCACCUGAAGUAAACUGAUCAACUUUUCAUCACUGUUUUUCCUGUUUACAAGCUUUGAUAACCAUGUCACCUCUAGUUUCCAAAUUAUUUUUUUUAACAUUAAAAGAAUAGUGCUUUGACACACCCAAGAUACAAGUUUAUGACUCAGAAAAAAAAUUUUGCAAUGAAAUGCAAGGUUAAUUUCCUACAACUGUCAAUGUUAAAAGGAUUUUUUUUUUCGACCCUUUUUCGUAUAAAACUGGAUGUGACGUCAUGAUUUGUUGGUAUAACUCCUAACACAUAUAUUUUUCAUUAUGAUUGCAGUAACAAAAAACCAGUUUGUUCAAACAUUUGAGUUACCUCCACUGUAAAGAAAUGUAAUUAUAGAAAACAAUGUAUUUUGAAUGAGACAGACCCCCAACUAUAAUGUAUUUGAAUUUGUGUGUAGAUAUUGUUACUUGUGAUAUUGAUUGCCAUGCCAAAAGAAGUAAUAUGAGUGCUAUUUGAAAUUUUCCCUUCUUUGUGAUUAAGUUUUGAAAUCCAAGCUACCUUUAAGAAAUUUUAAGCAUAAUAUAAUUUGAAUGAAUUUCAAAUAUUUAUGAUUUAUAAAAGAAAAUAUCGUAACUAAUUUUAUCAUUUUGUUUUCCUAUGUAUAUAGUUUAAUACACAGAGUAUUCUGUAAAUUUGUCUAAAAAUUUUUCUUGGGGAGGGGGAGGGGGACGAGUGGUAUAAUCCUGGUACCUUUGAUAACUAAGUAGUCAAACUACUAUAUCACUAGCCUGUCAACACUGAGGUUGUGAGUUUGAAUCCCGCAUGUGGUAGGUGCACUCAAAUCUUAAUUGACUAGGAUUGUCAGUUUUCCUACCAAAGGUCGGUGUUUCUCUUAGGGCUUCCUCUACCAAUCAAAACUGACUGCCAUUAAAAAGCACAAUAGUGCUGAAAGUGGUGUUAAACAUCAAUCAGUCAAUCAAUCAAUCAAUCUUAGUUUUUUUCUACAGAUACAUAAAACUGUGUCUUGAUAUGAUGAAAAUGUGUAUUAGGGACAAAAUUGAGAAUGAGUGUUUACUCAGAAAUCUCCAUCUAUUUAACCUUGAUGUGAUGAAUAUUUUGUGAUGUUUUGCAACAAUAUCAGCAAUUCUUAUUUAAAGCAGUUUCUUCUUUUUUUAUGUUUUUUCUUUUAACUCUGUUGUGCGAAACUUUUGGAUGAAGUUCUGGAUUUAGUUAGUCCUUGUAAAGUUGUGAAUAAAUCAGAUUGCCUUGGUCAUAGACACACCUUAUAGCUAUUGUUAACUUUGACAUGUAUGCAAUGUUUUUAUUAAUCCGAAAAUUAGGAUGAGAUAGGUGUUGCAUUGAUAAAAACUUGCAUUUUAAUUAUGAUAACAUGAUUUUUAUACGCCCGUUUACACGAUGUAUUAUGGUAUACUGUUGUCCGUCCGUCCAUCAUCAAUAUGUCGGACCAUAACUCAAAAACGCUUAAGAAGUUAACCAAUUUUCAUGAAACUUUAGUGAAUUGAUUAUAUGUAUUUAGGUAAGCUCCCUUUCGAUUUUUAUAAUUUUAGAUUUUAUGUUUCCGAGUUAUGGUAUUUUAUUCCUAAAAAAGGGGGAAUUUUCUAGUUUUGGGACAAUAACUCAACAAUGAUUUGAGCAGUUUUCAUGAAACUUUGGUGAAUGGUUUAUAUUUAUUAAGAUAAGCUCCUUUUAGUUUUUUUUAUAAAUUUCUGAUAAGACAUUUAGGAGUUAUUGAACUUUAUUCGUUGAAAAAGCGACGGGUGUAUCAUGCGCUCAUGGCGCAGCUCUUUAUCAUGCAGCAUGGCCUGAAAUCGUGAUAAUUAAACUCUUAUUUGUGUAGAUUGUUCAACAUUUGCAAUGAUAAAUGCACCCAAUAAUUUCUGAAUUUACAGUAUACAAAGCAGCAAUUUUAAGCAAAAAAUAAGAUGCAUGAGGGUCUGGAUGGGGUUUGCAUAAUUGAGAAUAAUUGGCAAAGAAUAAAUUUAAGAAUAGAGAAAAAUGGGCAAAAAUAUAGAGACAGUGGUUUAAAAAAAGUUACAAAAAUGCCUAAAAUGUUCAGAAUAAAGAAAUGAAAACCUAUCAUCCAGACCCUCUUAUAUUGGUCAAACUGAAUAUAAUUAUGAAAUGGUAGACAGCUGCAGUACAGAGAAAACAGUUUAUGUGAGUGCUUUGACCAUUUUAAUUUGUUUAAGCACAAAUAAUUUGUUGUUUUGUUUGUUUAUUUGUGUAUUUGUAAAGUAAUGUUAUGAUUAUAAAUAUCUCGUGUAUUACAUGUACCAAAUAAUGUUAAUAUUCAAAAGAAUUUUAUUUUCUGUGAAAAUUAUAUUUGUUUUAUAUGAGUAUUCCCAUUAUGAAUUUAAAAUUGUUUUAUUUAUAAUCUUGAAUAAACAGAAUCACUUCCA
Mytilus californianus (California mussel) is the source of this 11003-nucleotide messenger RNA. Its product is annotated as kinase D-interacting substrate of 220 kDa-like. The transcript has 23 exons. Bases 141 to 5066 code for a protein of 1641 amino acids. The record is from RefSeq and is a predicted model, not a curated record. NCBI's taxonomy places the organism in Eukaryota, Metazoa, Mollusca, Bivalvia, Mytilida, Mytilidae. Gene Ontology annotation, molecular function: protein binding.